AGUGGCGGUGUUUGCUUUGGCCAUAGCUACCGAGGAGCUGCCGCAGUUUUCCGCAAACUUCCGAGUGUGUUACAUGUGUGUUUGCUGCUGCUGGCCAAUCCAGCAACAUCUGCAUCCCAACUCGGUACGGACAGUUGUCCAGUUCAAGUAUUGGGCAAAUAUUGUGAUUUUAAAAUUUCCGCGAUGUAUCCAAAUUCUGUGUUCUAAUCGUGAAAAAGCAUUUGUUUUUGGAUCUGGUAUAUCCUGAUAGACCAGUACAAAAAAUUUUCAAGCCAUUGCCGAAUUUGGCACAAUAUAGUGUAUACAGAAAAAAAGAAGUGCAGAGAUCAUAUCAAAACAAGAGAACUGCAUGACACCGUUUCGACAUACACACACAGUCCUCUGCAAAAGCGCUGGAAAAAUCAAUGCGAUAACAUCCUGUGUCAACUGUGAGAAAUGCAGUAAAACACCACGACAGGAGAUGCGUGCGUCGUGUGAGCGGAGAAAAAAUCGAUAUCUUUAAACGGGGGUAUAUCAACAAGCAGCAUCCGGAGCAGGAGAAGCGCGGCCCGAGAAGAACACAUGUGUAUAAUUUUCAUCCUAUCUCGGCAGGAUUGAGUCGCUCUUCAAGGCUGUUCGUACGAAUACAGCCGAUCAUAUCACAGCUACCAAUCAAAACCUUCCAAAUCAACUCAUCCCAAAUAGCAGCCGAGUGUUGAAAAAGUUAACCGGGUAAAAAUUGUAUAAAAGUGAUCGGAAAAAUUAAAGAGCGCAGUGCGUGAAUGAACAAGAAAACGUCGAGAAAGAAGCAGUGAAAGUCAAGGCUGCCGAAAACAUUUGCCAGGACAGAGCAGAAGCCACGAGUAAUCCACCGGAGGUGAACAGCACGGUAACUUCACCCUUCAAUUGCUAGCACGGUGCUCCGGUACAAUUGACGAGGACUCAUCUGUUUGGAGACAAUUCAUAUUCGCUAAAAGCACAAUGACGUAUGGUAUUCGUUGGACUGUUUGAACUUGAAACAUCUACUAGUGUGUGGGCGCAAGCUGAACGGAUUCUCCAGCUUGGACCUGUUUAUUAUGCCUAUAUCGGACAAACCCCGAUUGAAUCAUCCGUUGAAUGCCAAAAAGCCAACGCCUGCCGCACCGAAUCCGUGGGUAACAGGUGGCCCUCCCGGCGGCAAGGACGCCGUCCUGGUGUUCCGAACGAGUGCCCUCUCCCCGGUCAGCACUAGUGGCGAUGGAUCGGACAGUUUGUCCUCGGGCGCGGGCUCCUUCACGCCCGACUCGGCCUCAGCUGCCUCGAGUUCCACGGCAGACCCAACCAAACAACCUGCCCGAAUCCUCCCUAGCGAUAAGUUAGCCAAUAACUCGAAAGUACUCGCGACACUGCCUAAAAACUUUAACGUUCAACGAAAAUCAAAUAGUAUUAGUAGCACCACUAGCAAUAGCAACGAUGACGAGGACGACGACGACGAUGAUGAGGACGAGGACGAGGACGAGGAAGAAGGCGAGGCGGAAGCGGAGGAAGAGGACGAGUAUAACGAUGAGGUAGGUGCGUCGAGCUCAAGUGUUGGGAAGAAAUCCAAAAAACGCCACUUGGAAUCAUCCAGCUCGUCCAGCUCGUUGAGUAACACCAGCCGGGAUGGUGACGAACCCGAGUCUGAUCUUCCCACGUCGAAAUCGGAACCACUGCUGGCCGUGGUCGAGAAAAAGCUCUCCCGGAAGAGCAUAGAAAACAAGGAAAACCAAAGCAUAGCUAAGGCGGAGAUGCCAGCUGCUCAACUGAACAUUUACUAUAAGUUCAUCAACACCGAGACGCGGUUGCUGCGGAAGAUUCUCAACGCCCACGGUAUGGGUGAGAGUGGAUCCGACAGUAACGAUUUCAAUCUGCUCUGGACCGGUAUUCACCUGAAGCCGGAUAUACUCCGGAAUCUGGCGCCCUACCAGCGGGUGAAUCACUUUCCUAGGUCUUACGAGCUGACGCGGAAGGAUCGUCUCUACAAGAAUAUCGAACGGAUGCAACAUCUGCGCGGGCUGAAGCAUUUCGAUAUUGUGCCCCAGUCUUUCUUACUGCCACAGGACUACAAGGAACUAAUCGCUGCCCACAACAAAUGCCGCGGACCGUGGAUCGUGAAACCGGCCGCAUCCAGCAGGGGACGCGGCAUAUUCAUCGUGAAUUCGCCGGAUCAGAUAGCUUCGUACGAGCAGGUGGUGGUGGCCAAAUACAUCACCGAUCCGCUCUGCAUCGAUGGGCAUAAGUGCGACAUCCGGCUGUACGUAGCCGUGACGUCGUUCGAUCCGCUAAUCAUAUACAUCUACGAGGAGGGUCUCGUCCGGUUGGCAACAGUGAAGUACGACCGAACGACGGAGAACCUGUGGAACCCAUGCAUGCAUCUGUGCAACUACAGCAUCAACAAGUACCACACAGAUUACAUCAAGUCGAACAAUGCCGGCGACGAGGAUGUGGGUCACAAGUGGACCCUCAGUGCAUUGCUGAGGCACUUGCGCAGUCAGGGCUGCAAUACGGAGCAGUUGAUGUUGAACAUCGAGGAUCUGAUUAUCAAAGCAAUCUUCUCGUGUACCCAGCCGAUCGUGUCGGCAUGUCGAAUGUUUGUGCCCAACGUUGGCAACUGUUUCGAACUGUACGGUUUCGAUAUUUUGAUAGACGACACGCUGAAACCGUGGCUGUUGGAGAUUAAUCUCUCCCCUUCGUUGGGCUGUGAUACUCCGCUUGACACAAAAGUGAAAGCAUGUCUACUGACAGACCUCCUGACGAUGGUUGGCAUUCCGGCGAUUAGUCCGCUUCAGAAGGCCUGCUACGAUAGCAAGGGACAGAAGAUUAGGAAUCUGUCCACCCCGUAUCGGAGAGUGAAUUCGGCUGAUUUCGUACACAGCACUGGUACCGGUGGCAAGAAAGAUCACCCCCAGCAGGCGGAGCCGACGAAGAAGCUACAAACAACUCUCAGCGCUUUAACGGCUGAGGAGCUGAAGAUCGUGCGUUUCGCACGGUCACAAUACGAACGACGGGGAGGGUUUGUGCGUAUUUUCCCCACCAGCGACAGCAUGUCCCGCUAUGCGGCGUUUUUGGACCCCGUCACGGGGAUACCCACAUCAGCAAUCACUUCGUCCGGCAGCGGCACAUAUCUCAUGAUCAUUCCGCACAACUACAAUCAGAUGCUGCACACUCAACUGUUUCCGCAGGGUAGUGAGAGCGAGAAUCGGAUCAUCCAUCGCAUCCAGAAGUACGAACGGGCGUUGGAAAGUUCCCUCCCGAUAACGAUUGGGCCGAAACAUACCGCCCCAAAGUGUGUGGAUGAGGCGAAGAAGUUGCGAUUGCAGAUUAGGAAAUUAAUCGAGAAUGGUCACGAGCUGAGCAUUCUUCAGGCCAGACGUGCCUUCGGGCUCUAUCUGGAGUACAUUCUCAAGCGUCUUUCGUCGGAGCCGAAGCAUAGCCACGAGGAGCUGGUGAUGAAGUUUCUUUACCGCGUUGGAGCCCAUCUGAAGACGCCUUUUUUCUUUCGAAAUUUCGGCAACAAGGCACUCGGGAAGGAUCGUGGCGCCAUGGUAGCAAAGCAGCUGGGAGACUAUCUGCAUCUGUUCAACAAGGAGUCGGAAGCGUUCGUGGACAGUUUCGACAUGGUCGGAAUGGUUCCGAUCAAGCUGUUCAACGACUUUCUGAUGCAAGCCAGCGAGGCGGAUGUGGAAUCGGUGCUCACGCUGCACACCAACCUGACCCAAACGAUGCCCUUCCUGUACAGCGGGUGUUCCUCCAGUAUACCACCGGCGCCACCCAUCCCGGUAGGAGCGCAUGGCUUUCUCAAGGCACUGCCAUGCAUGGCCCCCGGUGGGGCCAACAAGGAGCUUAUCCGGCUCGAUCCGUACUUCAAGGGAUCGAGCGAGCCGAGAGCCAGCAGGGUGGGGCUCGGUACCGUCGGCCGGUCCGAUUUCCGGACAGACAAGAGCACGCGGCUGUCGCCGAUCAAGAAGAAGCCGCCAGUUGGGAGCAUGGUGAAAUCAUCGCGGGAGAGAGACCAACGGUCGAAUUGGCUGUACUAGAUAGAGUGCUGCCUAUCGUUUCAAAUUGUGUUGAUCAAUGAAAUUAACGUGUUAUUUUUUUCCGUGGAGAAGGUGCUUCCUAUUGGUGUGAAACAAACGAAGUGAAAUUUUUGGUAAGAAAAGAAUUUUGAUUCACAUCGUUCGAAUAUAAAUGCUCGAAUACCGGACUAAUAAUGGUAAAAUGGUUGCACUUUCUCCCAAAACUGAGUUUACAUGGUCCAGUUUUGGUUUUUUAAAACUUUAGAUUUUACGGCAAACAUGUGAAUCUUUUGAUAAGUCGCCGAGAAUCAAAGAAAAAGAAGAAGGGUAACAAAACAAAACUAAACGUACACCAAAUCUAUUUUUAUAAGAUGUCGUAUUCUACACACAGCUGAUUGAUUUCCAACGACAAUUUACAGUAUGUAAAAAAAGUUCAUCCAUCCUCAGUCAAUUUUAACAUUUCCUUCAGACUAUCAUCCAAAAUUGUUGCGAAUCGAGGAAGUAAUCGUGGGGAGGACACUGAUUUCUGACAGCUUUAUUUUUGAUGACUAAACUACUAUAAUUUUAAAUUGUAUAACACUCAUGUGGUUUAAGGUUUAAGUGCGGCUAAUAACUUACAAUUCAGUGGACAUAGUAGAUAUGGCCCGAAUUACUCCUCUCUAUCUUAUUAGCUCCUAUCGUUACCUGACGUAUAUGGUUCUAACAAUCAACAAAAACGUUUCACAAGUCUUUUCACAGCAGACCGUUUGAAAUAUUGCUCUCGAGAUGACGUGCUUUUGCGAGAUUUGUGUCGGCUUCCUCUGGUCGAGAAGGAUCUUUCGCCAAUGUUAUUGAUUUCUCGGCUGCUGUGGCUACAAAAAUGAUUAUUAUUUUUCUAUCGGUGUUGCUUGGAUUGUGUUUCCAAAUCAUCAAUUCAUCAAUUUUAAAACUAAUCGAUGAAUUUGUGCCGUAUUUUGCUGAUAGAGUAGACAAACUCAUAGAGUAUGACUUUAUUUACAAACAGCAGUCUGCUUUUUUUUGCGAAAUUAAAAAAAAAUCUUUGACCCAAGGAGAAAUAAAAGUAACUUCUGAUUUUGCAGAGAAUUAUUCAUUCAUAAUUCAAAAUGCGGCACAGGGUUAUCACUGGAAUAACUCGCGAGCAACUAUUCACCCAUUUGAAAUAUACUACAAAAAAGAUGGUAAACUAGAAAACGUAAGCGAGGCUCGUGCAUGGUUUGGACGGAAUUCUGUGCAACCGAAAAGCUCAAAAUGGCUUUCACAUCAUUCAAGGAUUACGCAAAUGUUCUGGAUUUCUCUCUCCUACCAUUUCUGUGUGGAUAUCGUCACAAAAAUUUCACAUUCCAGCAAAACAGUGCUACUAUUCUUACCAGCAAGUAAACUAAGCAAUGGAUUAAGGACCAAAAACUAUUUUUUUGGACUGGUCGGCUCGCUCUCCCGACUUGAAUUCUGUUGAAAAUCUUAGGGGGGAUCCUUGUACGCAGAAUCUACACUGAGGGAAAUCGGUACACCACGACUGAAGAGCUCAAAGUCGCAAUUUCGAAAAAAUGGAAAAAUAUCGAGAAAUCCGUUCAGCAGAAUUUGGUAAAUACACCCAAAAUUGAUUUUUAGCUCAUGUUUUGUCAUCCCGAUUUAUGACAUUAAAUGAGAGACAUAACAUAACAGAAAAUGUCAUGACUCACAAAUACUGGUAAGCAUUUGUGUAAUAUACAUGGUACAGCAAUAUAUAAAAUAUACAAAAUAUAUAAAAUAUAUACAAAAAAUAUACGAAAGACAAAUAAGCUUUCCGCAUACUUUGCCACAUACACGGCCCAGACCGAGAUAGAUAUUGUUCUCCUUCAUGCGCUCCUUUUUACUCUUAGGAAACACUUCCCAACUUCAUUUUUUAAUCAGGUGCAAUAAUAUCACGUAUUUGCUGAACAACUACUGAAGCAUCAUUAGCCAUGUGGAUAGCGUGGUCGUGUAAAAUAGCUUUGCAUUCCAGCCGGCCUUGGUUCGAUCCCCAUUGACGUCCUAUGGACUCUUUUCUUGCACAAUCCCAAAUGAAAUGAGAAAAGAAAACAGAAAGAGAUGUCUGCACGCAUACGAACCAUUUUUAAACUUUUAAAACAGCUCAUUAUUUGCGCAUUUGACUCUCCAGCACAGUAAAUGGUAUCAUUUCUGCCAAAGAUGAAAUGUUUUCUGCCAACGCUAGUUUGGGUGUAGUAUUCCAACACGAAUUCUCGAGGUCAUUAGUCGAAUUGGCAAGGUUACCAAUUAUUGGCAUGUAAAUCAGCCGAUCGUUUUGAAUUUUUCAUUGAUAAUACUUAUGAAUUUUGAAGUGGUCUUAUAGAAACUGGACAGCUGAAAUUAUCAUAUUUAAGCACAAUAAAUAAACAAAUAACUCUUUUGAACGGAAUUGACGUUAAAUAUACUUUAUUAUAAGCAUUCAACAAUGUAUGAAUGUAUCUAGUUGAAAUUUUAACUGUUUGUGUUGCAACGAGAUAAAAUCAGGGUCGUCUUAUAGAAGUUUUACAGAGUGUAUGUAUAAAAGGGAAGACAGCUCAUUGCAAGCGAGAUGUAAGAUGAUGUUUGAUGUAAUAGGAGGAUUACAUUCACCCUCCACACAUCAUUUAUCUUAAAAAAAACCUAAACUCAGGGAUAGAUAGUUCAUUGUGCUGUCGAAUACAUGAUCAAAUGUUUACUUUAAACCUGCUGGAUUUUAAAAUGCUAUCCGCCGUUACCCACUCUGGCGUAUACUUUAAACGGAAUGCGUAGCAUCGUUAUAUACAUAUACAUUCAAUUCCUCCCGAUAACUUAUUCCAUUUGCAGAUGCUGUGAUCAUGGUUUUUUUACCGGCUUCAUGCAGUUCUCUGCUAUACUGAUUUACUGAAGAUAUAAUGAUUUCGAAAAGUGGCAUUUAUACCACGUUGGAGACAGUAUUGCACAUAGUCUUCUCUAUUCAAGGAAGACGGCUGUUUUCAUGAUUUCUGGGUAGUUCUCCUCAUCCAAGCUUCUUCGUGUAUGUUCGCCAAUUUAGAGCGAUAUUCCAUAAUAAACAACACCGAUAUGCCCCCGAAUUUAAAGUGGGGGCUGUUGAAGUUCAGCCGAUGAUCUCCCAUUUAUCAUGUGGGACAAAAACACGUUCCAUUGGAAUGGGUUUCUCAGUUCUACCGGUGAUUGCGCAAAAAUGAAAUGACUUCGUCCAUUCCUCCGCAUCUUUCGUCAUACAUGUUUAUCAAACUCGCUCUCUCAAAAUAUUUUCAAAACCCAUUACGUUUUUCGCGUAAAGAUUUCGAUCCAUCAUCGUAUAAAAUUACCACAUCUAUCAAACGCGGUCGUCAUUCUUUCUAACCAUCACGAUCAUCUCAAUCCGCUACUUGAAUAAGAAACGCGGUCGUCCCGAUUCGCUACAAACGCUCAAAUAGCGGUGUUCUCGAUCCGCCACAAACAUGCGAAGCACGGUCGUCUCGAUUCGUUACAAACUCUGUGGUCGUUUCGAUUCGCUACAAAUAUUCAAAGAACGGUUGUCACGAUCCGUUACAAAAUCUGCGAUCGUCUCGAUCCGCUACAAACUGUGGUCGUCUCGGUCCGCUACAAACUCUGCGGUCAUCUCGAUCCGCUACAAACUCUGCGGUCGUCUCGAUCCGAUACAAACAUUUAAAGCAUGGUCGUCCCGAUCCGUUACUAACUCUGCGGUCGUCUCGAUUAGCUACAAACAUUUAAAGCAUGGUCGUCUCAAUCCGUUACAAACUUGGGGGUCGUAUCGAUCUGCUACUAACUCUGCGGUCGUCUCAAUACUGCCGGUUUUCCAAACAUUAACAGUUUAACUCAACCGCAAAAUUGUAGUCGAAAAAAAAACAACCGUAUCACGAAAACCGAACUAAAUUUAGUAAAAUAUAGGUGGCAGGGCUGCGUUGCAUAGCAACACGCUUCAUAUUUCAUCGCUACUUCAUGUUCCACCAGGCAUCAUCUUCCACUCCUCUUCGAGGUUAUCUUCAUUAUUCAGCUGUUUUGUAGAGACCUUCGGUUUCUGUUGAAACUAACAUUUUCCGCUCUCGCAAUUUUCCAUUGUUUAUCUAGUUUAUUUACCGACGUUAUCGACAACUUUGACACAGAGUAACUUGAUUGUCACCGGAUUGAUUACCGGCACUUAUUCUAUUCGCAAAAACUAUUCUGUAAACGUUGAAAUCGAAAUCCUUACAAACGUCGAUUGAAAUGUCUGCAACAUCUGGCGAGCGGGCUAUUAUAGUCAUUGUCAGUACAAUAUCUGGGAACCCGUAAGAGGCUGGUAUGGCGAAGCCGGCGGGCUGGAGAAUGAAGAUUGGUCUCCUGUAGCAGCCUACCGCUGUCUAUAUAGUCACGAAUUGUGUCAAAAACGGAGAGUCCCUGUAGGAAGUCUCGGCGACUCGAUGCCUUUUUGGAAAUGAAUGAGCGCCAGGACGCACUCCUUAUUCAAGAACAGUACGAACCAACCACUCAGAUAAUGUUUUAGAGCGUAACGUUGUCGAAUUACACAGUGUUGCGGCGUAGAAAUACAAGCAUGGCGUUAGCUUUCGCGAACGAUAUAGAUAUGUGUUCGUUGAAUCGUAGUUUGCUGUCCAGGACCAGUACAAGUUCGUUUAUGGAAUCAACUCUUGCAAGAGUCAACUGGUUCAUCGAGUACUCAAAUUUGAACUGCGACUGACCAAUCUAGCAUCUUGUUGAUCGCACGGUUAACUGACCACUUAGGUCACGCACGUCGUGAUUAAAAAGAACAAAGAUCAAAGGUCCCAAUUGACUGCCUGGCGGAACACCCGACGGUAUUGAGAAGAUCUCAGAAAAACUUAACGAAGGUCUUUGUGGAUAAUAUAUAUGAUUCUAGCCAGCAAACAAUCCACGGAGGUAGACCAUUCAGUUUUGAGACGGCGAGAUUGUGAGGUGCUUUAACGAAAGCCUUCGGAAAGUCUAUGGACAUGGCGUCUUUUUAUUGACACUUUUUAUUGAUGCUGUGAGUAGCUGCACUUUUUCAUAAAUCCAUGUGAAAAUUCGAGAUUAUUGAUCGAACAUCUGUCACGCAAAAGACUUUCAAACACCUUACCCGAACAGCUAAGGAUCGAAAUGAGGUGUUAAAUUUUCCACGCUGUGCGUAUUACAAGCUCUAAAGCAACACAGGAAGAGCGAUUCGUGUAAAAGGAUGACUUGCUCGAGAUUAUCGCGAUUCUCAAGAUGUACGGCUUUGCAAUUGCAAUCAGAAGACUGAUUCGACACCACCGCCACGUCAGAAUGCACUAGUGCGAGGAUUCCAGUCACAACGGUAGAUGGAGCAGUUUUCAGCGAGCUCAGCAUUCGAGAUGCUCACAACGUCCUUGAGACGCUUAUUUUCCCAGCGAUGCAUUCAUUCGUCUAAAACAGCGAUACUCAACCUUUUUCUCAUAGGGGCCACAAACACGUGUUAGUCAUGCUGCAGCGGGCCCCAAAGAAGAAAAAGAUGAAGAAAAAAAAGAAAAAGAUGAAUGAAGGAGGGUGAUGUUCAAGACACGACCGCACUGUUAACAUAGAGCUACGAAAUUAUUACCGGUGAGCACAAACAUUGAAGAAAUUUAAUAAUAAAACUCUUUGAUACAAAUAUGUGAUAGCAAUGACAUAGCAAUGCGGAGCGCGAACGUUUCACGAAGCAAUUUGAGUAGAUUGUCAAAUUAAUUCUAAACAUCAAAAUGUUGCUCACUGUCUAGAGCACUGAAACUGGAAUACUGAGUUUCUCGAAUAUCAAAGUAGUUUUUCAGUAUCUCCUAGCAAAAUUACAUCUCCAACCCAGAACGAAACAUCUUAGCAGAUCCAGAACAGUAACAGAAAAUCCGAACCGAACCUAUUAUACAACCUAUUAUAAGAACCUUAUUAUAAGCAAUACUAUCGAAUCAAAAUUUCUGCUUCAGUUUUUCACCGAAGAACACAACUCUCAACGUUGAAAAAUACCUUACGUUACUUCCAACCCGAAAACAAUGAACUCACGAAAGUUUAAUGAUCGAUUGAAAAAAUCACAAAUUAGUCAUUCAAGAUUUAUCAUUCAUCCAAGUAGCAAGGCUUUCCAAACAGUAUUUCACAAGACCGGGUUGUUUGAUUUGGUAUUUCAAAUUGAUCUUUUUCAAGGCUAGCGGUGAAAAAAAUGGGAAACUUUAAAUCUUCUACAAUUCAAAACAACAUCAUUACACCAAUAAAUCCAUACACACUCCUGAAUUCACAGAAGCUCUCUUCAGGCGAACAUGAAUAUUCAAUAGAUUAGAAUGCAUCGAAAACUCUUAAACAACUCUUCAGUCGAAAAUUUUAGUGGCCCUGAGAAGGACCGAUGGGUUUGUUUUGUUUUGUACACGCAGCUGAAAAUGGUUGAUUAAUGAUUCAUUUUUGUCCUCGCGAGAGCAGUACACGCACUCAGAACAAUACACGUAACGCAUUUAGUAUUUAUCGCGGUAUUUUUCCCUUACUACAUAUUAUAUCUUUAUCCCAUACUACCGUUAUCUAUUUGAUAACGCAUAACGCUUGAAAUCAACAAUUCGUACAAUCUCCACGGUAUGGAAACCGACGGGGUACCUUCUAUUUAAUAUUUUUCUUCUGCUUUGAUUCCGCUGUAUACAAUACUUGCUUCUUGCAUAUUCUAAAGAUGCUUUCUUAAGCGAAAAAAAUUGUUCAACACAGCCACAGCCAACGACAUGCAUCGACAAAUCUUGACUAAGAUGAACUUUCAAACAGGUACUCAUAUUUAUACGCUGCAGUUUUGAGAUAUUGAAACAAGUUUUUGGGUCAAUUAGUAAACAGCAUUACUCAUACACCUUUCAUCUUCCGAAUGAAGUGAUUGACAUACCACUUUGUACAACUGACAGAGGUGUUAGCGCUUGAAACUUUGCACUCCAAACGUAACGCUCUUGUUUCAGAAAUUUUAAACUUACACCCCAGUACAGAUUUAAAUGUGAUGUGAUGCAAAAAUACAGAGGAACUCUUCACCAGACGGCAUACAAAUCGACGUGGUGUCCCAAAAAAAUUGCACCAUACAGUGCGAUAUCUAUCAUUCAUUCUUCCUUAGAAUCGAGCAAAACCAUUGUGUGUGACAUCAGCAUUGGAAAGACUGCUGUUUGAUAGCUGGAGCGAGACGACUUGAAUGAUGAUGGUGAUGAUGAUGUUUCGAAUUAUAGAGGCUUUCAAAUUCAUCAGUUCAUUCGCCUCUAGCCUUGUAAAAGACCAAUUUGGGAAACUCUACUGAACACUCCCGUCUGGUCGCUAGCUAGAUGAUUGAUGAAUUGUGAAUACUGUGUUUUGAAAUCGUGAAUGGCUUGUUUAUACUUAAUGACUAGAAUACGGGGGAGCUAAGAAUGCAAUAUUAUCUCCAUCCACAUUGUCCGUAGAAAGAAAGCUGCAAUUGAAUUUCAAGCGACCAAUUUACGUCUGUUUUAUUAGCAGUGAUAUCUGAAUAUUGAACCUUCCUCAUACAUACUCGGCCACAAGAACACGAUAGGAAAAAUUGUUUUCUUCCAAUUUUCCUUAAUUUGACCCUUUAACGAGCCGUGAGAACUAGGCAUGUAAUCAACGCAAAUUCCAAUACAACGACAUGUUAGCAUGCUAAAAUACACAAAAUACUUUUUUUAAUACGUGAAACAAUUAAAAACAUUGAAAAAAUUGGUGGCAAUAUAGUUGCCACCUACCCAGGUAGCGUAAAAUGUUGGUGGUAAUAUAGAUGCCACCUGCCCGUCUAGCUGGAAACACUUGAUGGUGAAAAUAAUUUUUUUGUAUUUAAAUUUUUGAUGAUAGUUUCAACAAAAACAACUAAUAAAACUCAUGAUCAGACUCAGCAGGUCCUAAACGAUUAAUAUACAUUGAAAACUUCAGCAAAAUGACUGUUUUUCAAUGACUUUACGGGAAAUUUGCUCGGGCUGCUCUAAAUUGGGAGUUGUUAACACAAAAAUGGCUCAAAAAUGAAUAGUUUUUUUUAUUUUUUUGCGCUCAAAAAAAUCAGGCAUGUUGCUAGACAUCAGAAAAAGUUACCACCUAAGGUCCGAAGUAAUAAUUUAUUGUUAAAGAAGAGAAAAAAAUCGUUGGUGGCAAUAUAGAUGCCGGUACCCGUUAAAGGGUUAAAUCAUUUAUGGCUUGGGGAACCGUAAUGUAUAAAUUGCUGAAAAAUUGAAGAAUAUUCGCUUCGACUGGAAUGCAAACCAUCAAUAUUGAUUCAUAGCUAAAAUAAAUAUUAACGGUAAAACUAUUUCAUAGAAAACCGCGACAUUUGAUUUGGUACCAUUACUGAAAGACUUAUUUUAGUCUUAUUUAAAAAAAAAAGGUAAUGAUUUCAUAUUAAUAUUUUCAUAUUGAUAUUUUCAUUUUUAUUCAGGAUUAGCCCUAAUGAUCGGAAGAUAUUUAAUCUACUAAUACCACUUAACUAGACAACUAACUAAUGUCUAGAUGUGUAAUGUGUUAAACUCCGUUAUUCUCAUCUCAUUUUACCAAAAUUAUCUCUUAUGUUUUCGUGAUUGUUAUUCAUACAAAAUUAAAAUGGACCAGGCGGGACAACCAAAAGAGCCUAAUGGGCCGCUGGUGGCCCUCGGGCCCAGGUUGAGUAUAGCUGGUGUAAAUGUUUACCCUUGACGAACUCCAGUUUCAACUCUUCUACUACGGCUCUCCAGAGCAGAAAGUAAGACGUCGUAGCUUUCGGUGGUGCACUGUUUAUUUCUACAGGAAGAACCACUCUACUUAAACUUUUAAACUAUUUCAGCAAUUGUAUUUUUGCUUAAUUGGACGAUAUCAGCAAGUUAACGGUUGCUUCUACCGGUGGCAUGAUGUUCUAUUAUCAGUUUCCGGACACUCAGAAAAAUUUUGGGCAACUAACACCAACUUUGAUCACGAAAUACAAAAAACUGUAUACGAUGUUUACAUUCGAUAGAGUGACAUGAACGGCGUAAUACACAUCAAAAUGGGACUAAGCAUAUUUGGGUUUAUUCGGGUGGAUAAACUUUUUUUGCAUGUUUUGCUUUCGUUUUUAGAUUCUCACGACACAACUCUUUAAGAUAAGGAUAAUUUCAAGCUCAUUUGAUUAAAGAACACUAUAAAAAAUUCGAAACAAAAUUAAAACAGCCGAAUAAUCAUCCCAGUUUUAAACAAAAAACAGAACAAUUGCAAAUUACGAACAGGGGUGGUUUUUUUACAUACUGAAUAUUUGUGUGAAGUUGGUGGAAUUUUGCUGCAUGUCACGAUCAUCUUCAACUUGCCUUGACUAGUCUUGUUGUUGUCAUUCUGAAAAGCGGAAGUUCUCUAACGGUUCGCUUCACAUAUCUUUGUUGUGUUUUUUCAGCUGGUGUUCAAAUACAAAAGUAGAUUUCAACGUUCGAACGAAUUUCUGUUCACUAGGGAUGAGUAACAAUGAACAGUAAUCGAUAUAUGUAGCCGAUUUAUUGUGAAUCGCCUUCUUCGCAACUGAUUCAUAUCAAGGAAAUUCUAACUGAUACGAAAUAAUCUGAUUUCAACAUAGUUUGGAGCUCCUUCAUUCAUAAUAAUUUAUAUAAUUCACAAUUAUUUAUUUCAUCAAUUGUAUGAUUUGGAUCACGUUUAGUUAACCUUUCGAUGUGUAAGCAGAAACAGGAUUAUGAUACGUAUCUAUACAAAGGUUUAUUCCGUAGCUGACGACAAAGCGGAAAAUAGAUAAUCAGUAUUAAUUUUCCCAUCCCACUGUCAGUGAUUAAACGCAUAUGAGCGCAAAAAAAAAGAAACCAGACAGAAUACAAGACGUGUCCCAAUUUUUCCUAGUCCAGAAAUCCUACCCAUUAUAACUAAAACAGAUUAAACGAGGUUUGAGCUUGUGAUACACUUUAGCCGCGCGAUCCGGAGACGGAAAAUGUGCUUUCAUCACCGAGAAAACAGGAGGAGGAACGGGUUGACCUAACUCUGCCUGGCAAAGCGGAACUCAAAACAAUCGUCACUGCGAUAGCUUAGCGCGCAACAUUGCAGAAAUAAAAAAGAUAUAAUAAAGUAUAGAGUUUGGAACAGAACACCACUUAUAUAUUACCUUAGGCCAAAGAUUUGGUUUUAGUGAGAAACACACACCCAGAGAAUAUUUAGGAUUUUAAGAGAGAUGGAACAAGUUACUCCAGCAAAAAAAAAUCGAAUCUAGUCACAGUAGGUAGUGAUUUCGCUCAAACGAGUCACAUAAUUAUAUUGACAAAGCAACCAAAACAGAUUUUAGCUUUUCAGAAUAAUCAGUUGAAACUAUCGAGUCCUGCCAGAGAGAGAGAGAGAGAUUAUAUAGAGCACACAUCACGAUGCGUUCCGGCUGCCACAAAUGGUAACAACUUAGACAUUCAAGCAUUGAAAGCAAAUAGAGAAUAGAGACAAGAAAUACAUAAACGAUAGAGUCGCCGUCGAAGUUUAAAUCUAGACUAUAUAAUAUUAGGAUGGUCCGAAGCAUAUAUUUUUGAUAUUUAGCAGUUACAAAUUAUAAACCGAAAAAAACGCUAAUUACUGGAAACUAUUACUCGAACGUAUCAUUUCGCAUCAUCAUCAUCGAUAUAUUUAACAAAAUGAAAAAGACACAAUGAUGCGAAUAGAAGCACGUAGCACGUAAGACAACAUUUCGCCUUUUGCAAGAAACACGACAAAAAACAUACAAACGAGAACAACACGCAACAAUAACAGUAGAACUAACUAGGCAGCAGAUUGCACCCAAGAUUCGAUUUUAAAGACACAAGAUUUGAAGCACAAAGAAAGAUAUAAACCGUUCACUCGUUACAGCCUUCGUCCAAAAGUAGGUCGUUACAAAAAAAAAGUUUGCAAUCGAUUUUAAAAAUCUACAGUAAUGAUAGGCUUUUUAUCACUCGAUAGAUGCCUGCGGAAAAACUAGCGGAUGUUUUUACAAUCGAUCCCUAUUCAGCUAUCAUAGUCAAUAGGAACCAAUUUUGCGUUGAUUUGUUUGUUGUCGGUAUGUAUAACGUUUUUCCGCCGAUCCUUCACCGCGCUCGAUUACUGCUAAAUAAUACCGUUGAGAACUCUUACUCAUCAUACGAUUUGCUCUUUUGAUACUGUUUGAUUGGAACUUGUAUAAGGAACACUCCGCGCAAACCCUCCCAAACAUGCGUACUUCGCGUACUUAAAACAUCGCAAUACUGAAUUGAAGUGAAAGCGAAAAACAAGGAGAAAUAUUUCAAUAAAACUUUACUGAUGAUACAAUACCAACCCGUAGAUUGGAUUGGCU
Toxorhynchites rutilus septentrionalis is the source of this 15192-nucleotide messenger RNA. It is a transcript of the gene TTLL5, whose product is annotated as tubulin polyglutamylase TTLL5. NCBI's taxonomy places the organism in Eukaryota, Metazoa, Arthropoda, Insecta, Diptera, Culicidae. Gene Ontology annotation, cellular component: cilium. The record is from RefSeq and is a predicted model, not a curated record. Gene Ontology annotation, biological process: microtubule cytoskeleton organization; protein polyglutamylation. The transcript has 6 exons. Gene Ontology annotation, molecular function: tubulin binding; tubulin-glutamic acid ligase activity. Bases 1056 to 4034 code for a protein of 992 amino acids.